UUACAAUCACAACUGCAAUCAAAGAUACAAAAUAUGAUUCUGUUUUAUUUUUUUUUUCUCCUUACUCUAUUCAUCAAUACUAUAGAUUCAUUUCCAGCGAACCAUGUUUUCAAAUUAGAUUAUCAAAGGCAAAAUGGGUUACUUGAACAUCAGGUAAUGCAGCAAAAGAGCACACCAAAUCAAGAUAAAGACGAUAGAAAAUGGGAUUCAGUCAUAAAGACCAAUCAAUUUAAUGAUUAUUCAUUAAGAAUCAAGAAAAAUAAUCCAGCAAUACUUGGAAUCGAUCCUGAUGUCAAUCAAUACUCUGGUUAUUUAGAUAUACAAUCAGUAGAUAAGCACUUUUUUUAUUGGUUUUUCGAGAGCAGAAAUGAUCCAGUUAAUGACCCAUUAAUACUAUGGCUAAAUGGUGGGCCAGGGUGCAGUUCAAUGACGGGGUUGUUUUUUGAACUAGGACCGUCAUCUAUUGAUUCCAAUUUAAAUCCAGUUUAUAACAAAUACUCAUGGAAUAAUAAUGCGAGCGUUAUAUUUCUUGAACAGCCUAUUGGCGUUGGAUAUUCGUAUUCCAAGUCAUCAAAUCUUGUAUCGAGUACAGAUGCUGCCUCAUUGGAUGUAUUUGUCUUUUUAGAAUUGUUCUUUCAAAAAUUUCCAAAUUUUCUCAACAAUAAAUUUCAUUUGGCUGGAGAAUCAUAUGGAGGACAUUAUCUACCAAGGUUUGGAUCUGAGAUAAUCAAUAGAGAAGACCGCAGUUUUAAUUUAAGCUCUAUAAUGAUUGGAAAUGGAUUUACAGAUGCAUUGGUUCAAUACAAUUUCUAUGAGCCAAUGGCAUGUGGAUUAGGAGGGUAUAAGCAAGUAUUGACGGAUAAAGAAUGCGAUGAUAUGACCAAUUCAUAUCCAUUUUGCGCCAAGUUAGUUCGAAAUUGUUAUAAAAACUUAAAUGCAUUUUCAUGUGUUCCUGCACAGUUUUAUUGUGAAGGCAAAUUUAACGAUGCGUAUAAUAAGAAAAAUUUGAAUCCAUAUGAUAUAAGGAAAUACUGCGAUGAAGGUGAAAAUAAUGAUGAGUGUUAUAAGGAAUUUUCGUACAUUGAGGAUUAUUUAAAUUUGGAUUAUGUCAAGGAGGCAUUGGGAUCGGAGGUUGAUAAGUUUGUGUCAUGUUCGAAUUCAGUAUUUCAAGCGUUUACAUUUACGGGAGAUUUGAUUAAACCUCAUCAGCAAUAUGUUGCAGAGUUGCUAGACCGCGAUAUUCCAGUAUUAUUAUAUGCUGGGGAUAAGGAUUAUAUUUGUAAUUGGUUAGGCAAUGAGGCAUGGUCAUUAGAUUUGGAUUAUAAAGAUCAUGAUAAAUUUUUAAAAGAGCAGUUUAGAGAUUAUUAUCUUUUACUGGAUAAGAAUGGUGAUAAUAACAGUGAGAAUGAGAAGGAAUAUGGAGGAUCAUUUAGGAACUAUGGAAAUUUCACAUUUCUAAGAAUUUUCGAUGCUGGACAUAUGGUUCCAUUUGAUCAACCCAAGGUUUCGUUAGAUAUGGUUAAUAGGUGGAUUAGUGGUGAUUAUUCCUUUGAGGAAAACUAAUUUAGUUAAUAAAAAGAUACAUAUGAAUAAAAUUUUAUACAAAAAAGUAUACAUAAUCAUAUAAUCAUAUAAUCAUAUAGUCAAUUUUUACUAAUUUAUUCAUAACUACUUUAGAACACUUGAGGUUGCAUCGAUAACCUCAAGAGUGAUAAAUUAAUGGGAAAAAGAACAAAU
Ascoidea rubescens DSM 1968 is the source of this 1737-nucleotide messenger RNA. Its product is annotated as S10 family peptidase. Gene Ontology annotation, biological process: proteolysis. Gene Ontology annotation, molecular function: serine-type carboxypeptidase activity. The transcript has a single exon. The coding region runs from base 157 to 1563 and encodes 468 amino acids. Gene Ontology annotation, cellular component: fungal-type vacuole. NCBI's taxonomy places the organism in Eukaryota, Fungi, Ascomycota, Saccharomycetes, Ascoideales, Ascoideaceae. The record is from RefSeq and is a predicted model, not a curated record.